CAGCGAACGAGCUGUUCGGUGCUGUCUUCUUUCGUCUCAGUGAGUUCAGCCCGUAUAUACAGCUCAGCAAUUAUUACAUGGCGGACGUCAGACCAGGAAGGAGGAGUCCUCUUAGUCCCAGACGAGGGAAGAGACACUCCAAACACGUGCCACUGAGCAGAAGAAAGAGUCCUGAAAGCUCCAGGAGCAGGAGAGGAAAG
This is a messenger RNA of Geodia barretti, 200 nucleotides long. NCBI's taxonomy places the organism in Eukaryota, Metazoa, Porifera, Demospongiae, Tetractinellida, Geodiidae. The record is from the annotation of a GenBank genome assembly.